Messenger RNA from Pyrenophora tritici-repentis Pt-1C-BFP, 597 nucleotides. Lineage: Eukaryota; Fungi; Ascomycota; Dothideomycetes; Pleosporales; Pleosporaceae. The record is from RefSeq and is a predicted model, not a curated record.
ACAUUCCCACUUUCUAAUACAUCGCAACCCUCACUCUCAACUUGCAACAAAUAUCACAACUACUACAACCAUGAAGUUAUUCUUCGCAAUUCUCGCUACAACGCUUGCUAUACUCCCAGGCUCGAAUGCUCAGACUCCUCUCCCCUACUGUCCAAGACAUCUGUGGCCAAUGCUAUGAAGCAGGACCUAAGGUCAUUAGCUUUGUUUGUCCUACAGAUACAAAGAAUAAGUUGGAAUGCUCUGUCACCUGUUUUGCGAAUAAUGUUCAAAGACAGGACAGGCUCUGCUGCAAGGUUGCGGCUUGCCCCUAAGCGCAUACAGAACCUACACUAUAGGUAGCGACGCUAAGCGUUGAAGGAGAGAGACCUUCACAUCAUGCUCUAGACCCUAGAGCGCUGUCCAGCAGUGAGACUACGGGAAUUGAGGAGAAGGACUGUAUGGGUUUGAUUAGGCGUUUGCAGCAUGUAUACAGCCGAUUUUCUGGUGAUUACCAUUAUAAGAUUGCCCUAUAAUGUCGUGUUACACGUGAAAGUACACUCAAAGUUAAUAGCUGUCUAGUCAAUAUCUUGAGUGAACAGAUGUUAAGUUGAGGCCCUG